Molecule: messenger RNA, 504 nt
Organism: Drosophila miranda
Lineage: Eukaryota; Metazoa; Arthropoda; Insecta; Diptera; Drosophilidae
Exons: 2
Coding region: 19-504 (161 amino acids)
Source: RefSeq, a predicted model, not a curated record
CCCCCCACCUUCCCUCCGAUGGGGGAUUCAGAUGGAUUCAAUGCUGUGCCACAGAUGGCUUCGAAGGGACCACCGCCCGUGUUGAGCUCCUUCUGGACAGGCGGCGCUUCUCCGGACAGCCGCGGAGACUACUCCGACGACCCCCACGAAGAGUACUCCGACUGCCGCUACGAGGGCGACUACGAGGGCGACUACUCGAUGCCCACCGAGGAGGACCAAGAGGAGGAGUCGUGCUCCUGUCAGAGCCAGACCUGUCAGCCAGAGCGAGUUCAGCUCGAUAGAGCGCACCGAGUCGGACUCGGAGUGGGAGGAGCUCUCCGACGGCCCUUCCCCCAGGGUCUCCCCGCUGGAGUCCCUCGGCGCAGUCGUGCUCUCCACAAUGCAGCCGGAGCACCGUCAGCGCAUGGUGGCCUUGUACCACCUCGUCUUGGAGACCGCUGUGGUCAAGGUCGUGCUGCUGGUGCUGCAACUGCUGUGCUGCGCGGUUUUCUGGCUGGUCGAUAA